UUUCGUGACAGUAUGUGUGCACAUACUCGGAAGUUGAUCAUUUUGCAACCUGUAUAAACAAUUAUAUUCCUUAAUUAUUUUCGUAUCGCAAAUGCGGUGCAGACAAAUGCGUAGACGUAAGUGUUAAGCUUCGUACAGUUUCAACGACAGAAUAUCAAACUAAGAUAACCUAGCAUGGCGAGAAGAUAUAGUGGUAUUAGUGAAGUAUAAAGAGUGUUGGUGCAUUGCGCUGUGGAGCAUUACAAGUUUCCGUGCAGUUGUAUUCGCGUCGUUGAUACGUAACCGCGUAAAAACACAUAAUCGAAUCACUCUUUGCUUUUACCGGCAAUCAAUUUAAAAACUCAUUCCACGAAUUGUUUAAUUCUCUCUUUAUUGUUAUUAUACAAUAAACAGAGAAUAUUGAAGAUGACGUAUGCAAAGUUAUUAUUUGCGUUUGGACUUUCCAUGAUUUUAGCAAGUGAGGGUCAAACUAACGAUUGGCUGUACGGAUUCAACAUGGAUUUGAGCAAAUUUCAACAACAAAUACAACAAGGUGUUCAGAAUUUACAGAAAAAUAUACAAAGUAGUGUAGCUAAGACUUUGGAAGAUGUUGAUAAAGUUACUUCGCAAAUUCACGAGGAUGUUGCAAAGGCUGCUAAAAAUGGACAUUAUGACAGUGUCGUUAGUGUAGGUAAUGGUGGUACAUUUAUUUCAAGUGGUGGUUCUGGUACAGUUAUCAGUAAUGGUCCUGGCACAUCGAAAAUUAUAACGUCAGGAAAUCUUCCAAAUGGUGACCCAUACAUCCGUGAAAUUGAGGAAAAAGUCAUAGGCAAAGUUCUUUAUCAUACUGAGAGGUUCUACAAUCAAAAGACAAAAAAGGACAAGAGAACUGGAUAUACUCUGGACCUUAAUGAUCCGAACGCUGAACCUGUCCCUUUAAACACUCGCUAUUAAUAUUAUCCUGACAAGGUUUCUAAAUAUGCCUGUAAUUAUGACAUUCGAUGUAAUUAACAAAAUUGAACAAAUUCAUUUGAAGAUUUAUUUUAUAUAAUAAAUUAGAAAAUUAAUUUUUUUUA
Polistes dominula (European paper wasp) is the source of this 1055-nucleotide messenger RNA. RefSeq lists its product as uncharacterized. Lineage: Eukaryota; Metazoa; Arthropoda; Insecta; Hymenoptera; Vespidae. The record is from RefSeq and is a predicted model, not a curated record.